CCGUCCCCUGCCCGGUAUGAGCUGGGUCUCUAGGGCUCGAGGAUGGGGAGCUGGGCCCUGAAGGUGGCUGGGGGCUUUCUGGCUGCACUGCUGCUGACUGGCAGCGGGUUCCCGUUGUUGGGCACCCCGAAGCCACGAGCGGCCGGGACUGGCAGCGAGCCCAGGAGGGCGAGGAGCCCGGCUGACUCUGCACUGGGGCUGCACCAUCACCAGCAGCACCAGAGACACGUGGCUAGGAACAGCUGUGCACCUGACGACCCCUCGUACUCGCCAAAGCGCUGCUGCCAGAAGUGCCCGGCAGGGAAGUUUAUGACGUCUCCCUGCACGAGCCGUGGCAACGACACGACCUGCAAGAGCUGCCCGCCCGGCACCUACCUCUCCUUCCAGAACCUCGAGCGGGAAUGUCGAAAGUGCUCCGAGUGCCAAGCGCAAGCUUCCCAGCUCGUGCUGAAGAACUGUACCGAGACGAGCGACAUCGAGUGCGGCUGUGGGGCCGGCCACUUCAUGCAGUGCAUGGACCCUGCCUGCAGAGACUUCACCUGCCAGGAAUGUCGCCGGUGCAAGGGCAGGGCCACCCAGAAGAACUGUUCAGAGAAGGAGGAUGCCCAGUGUGGGAACUGCCAGCCUGGCUUCUACCUGGAGGGCAGCGAGUGCCGAGCGUGUUCCAGCCAGUUCCCCGAAAAGUGCGGUGAAGGGUGCGGCGGGUCAUGCGGUGGCAGCAGCCAAGGCUCUGGGCUGGAGUACAUCCUGCUGGGCCUCAUGGGGCCCCUCUUCCUAGGAGCGCUCGUCAUCUACCACAAGAGGAGGACGAUCCGGAAUGAUUCCCCAGCAGCCGGUGAGGCCGCAGCAGUGAAAGACUCGACGCUGCAGCAGGCCUCAGCGUGUCCGUCCGGAACCGUAGAAAAGCCCCCGGAGUCGCAGGGUUUGCUCCACCUUCAGGUCACGGAGGCAUCGCAAAUGAACGGCAACGCCUGUCCAGUCAGGCCCCUUGGCAGCCGGGACACCUGGGAGUCGCCCGCGGGGCCCCAGGACACAGCAAGGCCCCUCCCUGGCGUGCUCCCGCAGGGCAGCAGGCUGUACGACAUCAUCAACACGGUACCCGUGCGGCGCUGGAAGGAGUUCAUGCGGGUGCUGGAGCUGCACGACGGCGAGAUCGAGGUGGUGGAGCUGGAGUUCGCCCACGUCCGGGACCAGCAGUACGAGAUGCUGAAGAGGUGGUACCAGCAGAAGAACGCCACGCUGGAGUCCAUCUUCUCAGCCCUGGAGCGCAUGGAGCUGGCCGGCUGCGCCGAGGAGCUGAGGCAGCGGCUGCAGAGGUGCCCGUGAGCCUGCCCAGCAGCGAGCUGCUGACGCUGCUAGCCAGGGCUGGCUUCCCUGGCUGCCCUCCACGGGCUCUGACUUGGGAUGGGAAGGAGAAGGCCUCUCCCAGGCCAGCGGAGCCAGCCCUGCUGUCGCUGCGGGCAGGGCCUGCCACGGCCUGGCGCUUGGAGGAGCCCUGUCAGCAGAUCUGGCGGCUGCUCUACAACCAGGACCCUAGUGAGGGAGGGCAGCUCUAUGAACGCCCUGAGCAAUGCUGUGCCCGGGGCCAGCGAAGCCGCACGCCGCUCCUCUGCACAAUGGCGGCACUGGGACGAGAGGGGACACACAGCAGGCGUCACCGCUCCCUCCCCUUGUAAGGAAAGCCUGCAUCUCAGCCCGCGAGGAGCCGGGUGUGCGGAUGGCAGCCGGGGAAGCAAUGCACCCCUGGAGCAACAGACUAGGUGGUGGCAGCAGACCAGGGCAGGCAGAGGGAUGGUCUCAGCAUCAUUGCCGCUGUGCUGCUGCUGAGUCACGCUUCCCUCGCCCGGCUCCAUUUCCAAACGGGCCUCUCCAGGGGCACAGACACUGCCAGGGCUGGGGGGCAGAACCCCCGCCCCACAGGACGCAGGCCCUGGAGAGCCCUCCCCAGCUGUGCCCCAGGCACCUCUCCACAACCCCAGCUUUCCCUCUGAAGGGGGAAUUGGGGUUCUUGUGGAAAGUCCCCCCGAUCCUGCUAGGUUUACAAAGCAAACCCUGCUCAGCCGGCUCCAGGUGCAGGGCAUGGAGCGUCCCCAGCCCUGGCUAGACUGAGCACCCCGGAGCAGCGCAGGGCUGGGGCUGGAGCCCCUGCCGGCAGCUUAGUGCUAACUCUCGCAGCUGAGGCUGGUCGUGUGGGCAGCUUCCUAGAUCCCCGUGGCUAAGGAAGGGAGCGUGUCCCCUGGGCCCUGCCACUGAGUCAGGGCAGGACCUUGGGCCAGUCAGCUCACCGCUCUGGCCCCAUUUCCCCGUGCAGGAUGCUGCUAACCUGCGUCAGGCAGCGGAAGCACGCGGAGCCCCGGGGGCGAGAGGCACUGCCAGCAAAGGGCUGGUUCUAGUGUCAGGUCCAGGCUCCUCCGGAGGAGGGGGUCUCAGGGCCAAGCCAGAUCAGAGUUGAGCUGAGGGGUAUCCUGGAGCCCCGGUGCUGAGCUGGCCUCGUCCUGUGCCCAGCGCUGACUCGACAACACUAGCACCUGAAGCAGAGGGGUGACUCUGGUAGUGCUCCCUCUGGGCUCAGAGUCCCCUGGGACUCCACACUGCCCGCACCGGGGUCCCUCGCCUGGCGCCAGCCUGCUUAGCAACCCCAGGGAGAUGGCAGCUUGUCCCAUCUGGGAGCUGUUCUAGCGGGCCUUGCUCCAGGGCUCGCCAUGUCUGCUGAAAAAGCACUUUGUGUACGUGCCUGUGUGGCCAAACUCAGGAAGAAAAGUCUAGCAACCAAAAAUGCUGCCCCCCACCCCGGAAACAACAUGCCUCUGGCACAGAGCCUUAAAGGGAAGGGAGGCUGAGUGGCACGGCCCAGGAGACCUGCUUUGCUGGCUAGCUACAAGAUUCACCCAUCACGUGGGAGCCUUUAAAAGCAGCCAGGCUCCAUUACUGCCACCUGGGGCCUCUGCUGGCCCCAGGUGGGGGCAGGUUUGCCGAUCCCCCGGUGGCCAGCUCAGCUGCGAGUGGCUUAGUCCAGCAGCCCCCUGGGGAGGGCUGGGGCAGCGCUGCUUGGGGGGAUGGGAGCACUGUACCAGUAAGUAUUGUUACUUAUCUUCGGUAGACAUUUUAUGUCAAUUAUUUGUAUUGCUGGUUCUGCCCUGCAGUAGCAGGGGCAGACCCGUUCUGUUCUUGUGUUGGAACGGGACGGGGCCUCUUCGGAGCUGGGGCCUGCCCCAGCGAGCUGAGGAGAGGUGGCAGGUUCGUACCUUAUUUAUACCCCAUGUUGCCUUGAGGAAAGUGAUCUGAAUCGGUUACAUGUCACACC
Molecule: messenger RNA, 3304 nt
Organism: Malaclemys terrapin pileata
Lineage: Eukaryota; Metazoa; Chordata; Testudines; Emydidae
Gene: TNFRSF25
Product: TNF receptor superfamily member 25
Exons: 10
Coding region: 43-1326 (427 amino acids)
Biological process (GO): signal transduction
Cellular component (GO): plasma membrane
Molecular function (GO): protein binding
Source: RefSeq, a predicted model, not a curated record